This is a messenger RNA of Pistacia vera, 1490 nucleotides long. RefSeq names its product fructose-bisphosphate aldolase 6, cytosolic. The transcript is spliced from 3 exons. Bases 131 to 1207 code for a protein of 358 amino acids. The record is from RefSeq and is a predicted model, not a curated record. Gene Ontology annotation, cellular component: cytosol. Gene Ontology annotation, biological process: glycolytic process; fructose 1,6-bisphosphate metabolic process. Lineage: Eukaryota; Viridiplantae; Streptophyta; Magnoliopsida; Sapindales; Anacardiaceae. Gene Ontology annotation, molecular function: fructose-bisphosphate aldolase activity.
AUCUCUUUCCUCUCUCCCUCUUUCUAACCUAAUCUUUUCUAUUAUAAACCCCUUAACUCUUUCAUCUUCUCACUCACUCUUCUCAAAUCUUCUCAAUCUUCUCCAAAUCUCUCAAAUCCAGUCCAACAUCAUGUCUUGCUUCAAGAGCAAAUACGCCGAGGAGCUGGCUAAAAACGCAGCCUACAUUGGCACCCCAGGAAAGGGUAUUCUUGCUGCCGAUGAGUCAACCGGCACAAUCGGAAAGCGUCUCUCCAGCAUUAACGUUGAGAACAAUGAAACAAAUAGGCGUGAUCUCCGUGAGCUUCUUUUCUGCACUCCCGGUGCCCUUCAGUACCUCAGUGGAGUCAUUCUCUUCGAGGAGACCCUCUAUCAGAAGACUGCUGAUGGCAAGCCCUUCGUUGAUGUCUUGAAGGAAGGUGGAGUCCUCCCAGGUAUCAAGGUUGAUAAGGGUACUGUUGAACUUGCUGGAACCAAUGGUGAAACUACCACCCAGGGCUUUGAUGACCUUGGUAAGCGGUGUGCCAAGUACUAUGAAGCUGGUGCUCGCUUUGCUAAAUGGCGUGCGGUUUUAAAGAUUGGUCCAAAUGAGCCUUCUGAGUUGGCCAUCCACGAGAAUGCCUAUGGUUUGGCUAGAUACGCCAGCAUCUGCCAGGAGAAUGGUCUUGUCCCCAUUGUUGAGCCUGAGAUCCUUGUUGAUGGUUCCCAUGAUAUCAACAAGUGUGCUGCCGUAACUGAGCUUGUUCUUGCUGCAUGCUACAAGGCUUUGAACGACCACCAUGUUAUGCUUGAAGGUACCCUCUUGAAGCCCAACAUGGUUACCCCUGGAUCUGAUUCCCCCAAGGUUGCACCAGAGGUGAUCGCUGAGUACACUGUGCGUGCUUUGCAGCGCACUGUGCCUGCAGCAGUUCCUGCAAUUGUGUUCUUGUCUGGUGGUCAGAGUGAGGAGGAAGCUACCCUCAACCUCAAUGCCAUGAACAAACUCAAGGGGAAGAAGCCAUGGUCACUUUCAUUCUCCUUUGGACGUGCACUUCAGCAGAGCACUCUUAAGGCAUGGGGAGGAAAGAAGGAGAACGUGCGGAAGGCUCAGGCUGCAUUCCUCACUAGGGCCAAGGCCAACUCAGAGGCCACCCUUGGUACUUACAAGGGCGAUGCUAAGCUUGGUGAGGGCGCUGCUGAGUCUCUCCAUGUCAAGGACUACAAAUACUAAACGAAGAAGUUGAGACUUCUGGCCAUGUGUUUUAUAUAAGAGUGUGACUGGCGGUAUAACUUUAAGCUUUGUCCCAUUCUCAGGCAUAGUUUUAGGGGUUUUCUUUUUUCUUUUCAUAUUAUGAGGUUAGUGUAAUAAAAGCUUGGGCGAGGAGCUUUCGUUUGAAUCGUUUUGUCAAUUAAGUUUUAAACUGUUUAUGUUAUCGUUUCUUUUUUGUUUCUCUUGAACCGAUCAUUUGUUAUAAUUGACAAUCAAUCUGUUAUUUGAUGAAGUUUUGCUGGUU